UUACUUUUGGCGUAUUACGCGAUAUUAUCAAUGUAUGUGUGUAUUCAUAUAAGUCAGUGUAUUCUCUCUUCACUUCAUCAAAGUUCAAGUUAAUUCCAUAAUUAAAUCGUUCUUAGUUUCAAUUGUGGUCUGUUUAUAUCAGCAAAAAUUUAAGAAAUAAUGAAUACAUCAAAUUCUGCAACAACUGAAGUGCGGAUACUGUGGAUGGCUACUGAAUAUUGCUUGUCAAAAUUUAUGGGAACAUCGGUGCUUUGCGAGUUAUGAUGAGAGAGAAAGUCUAAUUAAUGUUGAUCAAAACUCAAUUGUUACUAUAUCGUAAGAACUGUCAAUGUAAAUAAUACUCAGAGCUUGCAGCAAUCGCAACCAUCAGCCCAGUCUAAUACAUCAGCUCAGUCUAAUGACAUUGAUGAACAUCUAAUAAUGGAUAUUAUGGAAAGAUCACCAUUAUUUGAUCAUAGAGUUGAUAUGCGAGAACGAUCAAAAUUGAAAAAAAAAUACAUUAUGAAGAAAUUAGAAAUAUCCUUGGUGGUAUUAUGUCAAUUGAAGAACUGUAAAAAAAGUGGAAAUAUCAUCGCGACUGCUAUGUAAGAGCUAAAAAAAAGAUGAAAACAUAUGUUCCUAGUGGAUCUGGCGCAUUAUCAUCAAAUUUAAAAAAUUUUUAUCGAUAUUUUGAAUUAAUGAAGCCUUUGGAUGAUACUCUUCAAGCAGAAUCAACAAUAAGUACGUUAUCAAUAGAAUCACAGCCUUCUACCUCUGACGAAAAUACUUCUGGAUAUUUAUCUACUGUUGAGAGUAUAAUAUCGCCUAAUUUUGAAAAUUCUGUAGGAAGUAAUGAUAUCGCCAUAUUUCAAUCGCCAACUCCACUUCUAAAUCGUCCAUCUCGAACUCCGACUCCUAAUUCAAAACAAACACUAAAAAGCGAAAAUUAUCAGAAAAUGAUCAAUCAUCCACAUAGAAUCACCUUUAUUGAACAUCUUAAAUAUGCCCGUUCCACAGAUGGAUGCAGUAGAUGGAUUUCUUAAAGUAUUAGGAGAAGUUUUACGGCGACUGCCAUAUGAGAAACGUACUACAUUACAAUUAAAAUUACUUAC
Mycetomoellerius zeteki is the source of this 1091-nucleotide messenger RNA. RefSeq lists its product as uncharacterized. The transcript has 6 exons. The coding region runs from base 603 to 1022 and encodes 139 amino acids. The record is from RefSeq and is a predicted model, not a curated record. Lineage: Eukaryota; Metazoa; Arthropoda; Insecta; Hymenoptera; Formicidae.